AUGGAUGGCGAACGACCGUCAACGAGACGAGGUCGUCCGCCGCCGCCGAUAGCGCUCGCGCCCUUGCCAACGCGCUUCGGCGGUGCCGGCCAGCCAUCGUCGAUCGUUGAGCACGACGAGGAAGAGGGCCCACACCACACCUCCAGCCCACUAAGCCGUUCCCACGACAACACACCCCGCCCCAUCCGACCACACGACGACGACGAAGACGUAGACGGCGUCUUUGCGUUUGCGCGACCACCGACGUCCGACGCUCCGCCGAUACACCAGUAUCCGCCCGGCCUGCAACGCCAUGACGACGGUGGAGAUGGAGUCUUUGCUUUCGCGCCGCCAGCCUCUCCGUGGCCUCCCGCCUCGCUUCCCUCGUCGCGGGACGGCAGCAGUGCGGGCGGCAGCAGCGGGCAGCACCGCCCGUCGACCGCCCGUCCCUCCACUCGCUCCAUGACUUCUCUGCAAUACCCGCAAGGCUUGCAGCGCCUCGACAGUGUCGACGCAGGAACAUUUGCCUUCUCGUCACCGACGACAUCGGAAGCGCGUCACCUCACGACACCGGGAGAAGAGGGGGCGUCGUCAUACAACUCGCACCGCCCGCUGCGGCCAACGCGCGACGACGAAGAGGACACUGACGGCGUCUUCGCCUUCUCGAACCCGUCAUUGCCAGAGGAGCAGCAGUAUCACGCCAGUCGCAGCCACGACUCUUCCUUAGCUGACUAUGCGAACCCAUACGCCCCGCCAGAGUCAUCGACAGCCAACCCCUGGACGAACGCCGGCCAGCAGGCACCCAUCCCUUACUCUGUCCCGGAGGAAGGCACCUUCGCGUUCGCGACGCCCGAGGAGGCAUACAUCCCGAGUGAUCGGCUCACCGUCGGACAACCGGUGCCAUUGCCAGGAAACUCGGACUCCACCUUUGGCAACAAUGCCGACACCCUCAGCAAGCGGAACACCGCUGUCGACGUUGAGCUGGGACAGCCUAUCGGGUCGCCGACGACAACGGCGUACCAGCAUUCGACAGUACGGGAGCCGCUGCUCGAGCCGAAUCUGAACCGCUCUGCUUUCAGAGAUUGGCGCUACGAUACUCCGCCAGAGGAGAGUGGCUUGCGCCGGCGCCACGUUUAUCCUCCGCCACCAGCUGACGUUGCCAGCGUGAAGCCGACCGACCCGCAAGCGAGCGGCGACAAGCUCGACCAGCUAGACCAGAAUAAUGAUUCUCGCCCCGUGCUGCUGAAGCGCCCAAAGACGGCGUACACCGAAGCUACAGAGCGAACGGAGCAGACGGUCCCGCACGGCGUCACGACGUGGGGCGACGGCAUCGGUGGCGAGCUGAAUACGAGUAUCAGCCCGCGUUCGUCCUUUGACGAGGACAGCCCGUACCCUGAGGUGCGCGCGGCCGUGUCGAACCUGGACGACCCGGAGAUGCCGGCCCUCACGUUCCGCGUGUUCUUCAUCGGCAUUCUCAUGACGAUGAUUCGCGCCGCACUCAACACGUUCUUCCGCCUGCGCCCACCCGCACCGUAUAUUGCGCCGACGCUCGUGUGUUUCUUCGCGUACCCGUUCGGCCAGCUGCUGGCGUGGAUCCUGCCGAUCGGCGAGUGGAAGCUGCCAAAGUGGCUCGGCGGGUUCACGUUCGACCUGAAUCCGUGCUCGUUUAACAUCAAGGAGCACUCUUUGAUUGUGGCGAUGAGUGACAUUGGCGGCAAUGUGUGCGGCGUCGUCAUCUCGAUCGCGACAUUGAAGCGCAACUACCACAUCAGUCACAACGCAAUGUUCACGAUCUUGCUCUGUAUCGUGACGCAGGCAACGGGCUCCGCAUUUGCGUACCUGCUGCAGAGGAGCGCGGUCCAAUCUGCGUCACUCCUCUGGCCCGAACUGCUCGGCACGACGACUCUGCUGAAUACGCUACAUGCGGAUAGCUCGGACGGCAGGGGCAUCAGCCGCAAGAGGUUCUUCGGGCUAUCGGCCCUCGGCAUGUUCCUGUACACCCCAAUUCCGGCGCGGCUGUUCUCAGCAAUGGCGUUCCCAGACUUCCCGACGUGGAUUGCGCCUCACAACAUUACGGUGAACCAAGUCUUUGGCGUCGCGACCGGCAUGGGUCUCUUUCCCGUGACACUCGACUAUACGCAAGUCAUGAAGAUGGCGACCCCGUUCUACAUCCCAUGGUUGACGGCGCUGAACAUCUUCCUCGGCUGGUCGCUGUUCUACUGCAUGAUCGCUCCCGCGCUGUACUACACCAACAAGUGGUUCACGGGGUAUAUGCCAAUGUCGAGCUCGCGCAUUGCCGACCGCUUCGGGAUGCCCUACAACGUUACCCGCGUGCUGCAGGGCGACAGGUUGAACGAGGAGGCGUACCACGCCUACUCGCCGAUCUACUUUGCGGCAUCGUACCACGCAACCCACCUCAUGGCCUUUGGCGUUGCGACAAGUGUCCUGACGCAUUUCGCAGUGCACCACGGAGCGCACUUCUGGCGCUGCCUUCGCAAGAAGGGCGACGAGGAGCCGCCCGAUGUGCACGCCAAGAUGAUGCGUGCGUACAAGGGUAUUCCCGGUUGGUGGUUUGGCGUUCUGCUCCUCGUAUGCUUUGUGUGUGGCAUCAUCGGCGUGGAGGUGUACGACACGGAGCUGCCCGUGUGGGGUGUCGUGCUUGGUCUGAUUCUCGGCGCGCUCUUCGCGAUCCCCUCCACCUUCAUGGCAGGAGUGACGACCUUUACGCCGCCCACGAACGUGAUCUACGAGCUCGUCGCGGGCUUCCUGUGGCCCGGACGACCGAUCCCGCUGCUCCUCUUCAAGUCCCUGGGGUUGCAGACCGUCCACGCCACGGUCGGCUUCACGCGCGGCCUCAAGCUCGGGCACUACAUGAAGGUGCCCCCGCAGGACCUGUUCAUCGUGCAAGUCAUCGGUCUCAUCGUGUGCGUCCUCGUGAACGCGGGCAUGCUGGCGUGGGUUCCUCCCUGCGACCAGUGCACGUUCACGACGGCCGACUAUUCUGCAUCGGUGAUCUGGGGCGUGAUCGGUCCCCGCCGCCUCUUCGCCGCCGGAGCACCAUACAGUUCCCAGCUGUGGGUACUGCUCGCCGGCGCCCUCCUCCCCUUGGUCCUGUACUAUGCGCGCCGCCGCGCCGCCGUCCUCACCCACCUCCCCGGUGUCAGUGCGCCCUGCCUCGCCUCGGUCCUCAACGCGCUCGGCGCCAUCAACGUUCCUCUCAUGCUCUCCAGCGCCUACUUCUGGCCCACGGUCAGCUUCAUGCACGUUGCGACCUUCACUGCGAUCGUGUUUGGCGCAAACUACUACACGCGCCGAAGACACACGCGCUGGUGGAUCAAGUACAACUAUGUCCUUGGCGCCGGGCUCGGCGUCGGCUGUGUGCUCGCGCAGAUCCUGUGUUACCUCGUCUUUGACGUGAAGGAGAUCAGCGUCAAUUGGUGGGGCAACAAUGUGUGGCAGAACACGGCGGAUUACAAUGGCACGGCGGUAUCGAGGAGGGCCCCGAAGGCUGGUUUCGGACCGAGUGUCUUCCCCUAG
Molecule: messenger RNA, 3516 nt
Organism: Trichosporon asahii var. asahii CBS 2479
Lineage: Eukaryota; Fungi; Basidiomycota; Tremellomycetes; Trichosporonales; Trichosporonaceae
Exons: 1
Coding region: 1-3516 (1171 amino acids)
Biological process (GO): transmembrane transport
Molecular function (GO): oligopeptide transmembrane transporter activity
Source: RefSeq, a predicted model, not a curated record